This is a messenger RNA of Cutaneotrichosporon cavernicola, 609 nucleotides long. RefSeq lists its product as uncharacterized. The transcript is spliced from 3 exons. NCBI's taxonomy places the organism in Eukaryota, Fungi, Basidiomycota, Tremellomycetes, Trichosporonales, Trichosporonaceae. Gene Ontology annotation, molecular function: box H/ACA snoRNA binding. Gene Ontology annotation, cellular component: box H/ACA snoRNP complex. Gene Ontology annotation, biological process: ribosome biogenesis; snoRNA guided rRNA pseudouridine synthesis. The coding region runs from base 1 to 609 and encodes 202 amino acids. The record is from RefSeq and is a predicted model, not a curated record.
AUGAGCGGACGCGGUGGAUUUUCCAGGGGUGGUGGCGGCGGCGGUCGCGGUGGCGGCUUCGGUGGACGUGGUGGACGCGGCGGUGGCCGCGGCGGCUUCAACCAGAGCUAUGGCCCUCCUGCCGAGGUGCUUGAGAUCGGCUCGUUCGUCCACCCAGUCGAGAGCGAGAUGCUUUGCUCUCUGACCCAGCCGACCAAGAUCCCUUACUUCAACGCGCCUAUCUACCUCGAGAACAAGACCCAGAUUGGCAAGAUUGAUGAGAUCCUCGGCCCCAUCAACGAGGUCUACUUCACCGUCAAGAUGGACGCCGGCAUGCAGGCCUCGUCUUUCAAGAAGGAGGACAAGGUGUACAUUGGCGGCGACAAGCUGUUGCCAUUGGAGCGCUUCCUGCCCAAGCCUCCUGCGCCCAAGGGCGAGAAGAAGCGCGGCGGUGCGACUGGCGGCCGUGGCGGUGGCCGUGGUGGUGGUCGUGGCGGAUUCGGUGGCCGUGGUGGUGGCCGUGGCGGGUUUAGCUCGCGCGGCGGUGGUGGUGGCCGUGGCGGUGGCCGCGGUGGGUUCAGCUCGCGUGGUGGUGGCGGCGGCCGCGGGCGGGGACGUGGUGGCUACUAA